AUGGGCCAUGACAAAGCUACUGUGUCCCGGGUGUUAACUAAAUUUACUGAUGCAUUAAUUGCAAAGAGGGACCAGUUCAUCAAAUGGCCAUGUACGCCGGAUAAGUUGAGUGAAGCUAAAAAUGGUUUCUUUGAAAAAGCAGGCUUCCCCAAUGGUAUUGGCUGUGUAGUUGGAACACAUGUACGAAUUCAAGCCCCCGCAGAUGAUGAACCAAGCUUUGUUAAUCGGAAAGGCUUUCACAGUGUGAAUGUGCAAGGGAUUUGUGACCAUAAUUUUGGAAUUCAUCUGCAGAAUCAGUAUACCAGUAUCGAGCAAGGUGCUGUAUUAGGAGACAGUGGUUACCCAUGUCGUCCAUUUCUGCUAACACCAUUUAGGCAACCAAUAGAACAGAAAGAACAAAACUUUAAUAAAGCUCAUAUAUCAACAAGAUGCACAAUUGAGAGAACAUUUGGAAUUUGGAAACAAAAAUUUCGACUUCUAAAAACUGGUAUUAGAAUGAGACCAGACCGAGCAUGUAAAUUUAUUGUAGCGUGUGCGAUUCUACACAAUAUAGCCAUUAUGCUGAAAGAACCGAUUAUAGCUAAUAAUGAUAUUCCAGAGGAACAACCAAUGAUUCAAUAA
Messenger RNA from Mytilus trossulus (common blue mussel), 621 nucleotides. RefSeq names its product putative nuclease HARBI1. The record is from RefSeq and is a predicted model, not a curated record. NCBI's taxonomy places the organism in Eukaryota, Metazoa, Mollusca, Bivalvia, Mytilida, Mytilidae. The transcript is spliced from 3 exons. The coding region runs from base 1 to 621 and encodes 206 amino acids.